Electrophorus electricus (electric eel) is the source of this 2294-nucleotide messenger RNA. It is a transcript of the gene riox2, whose product is annotated as ribosomal oxygenase 2. Gene Ontology annotation, cellular component: nucleolus. Lineage: Eukaryota; Metazoa; Chordata; Actinopteri; Gymnotiformes; Gymnotidae. Gene Ontology annotation, molecular function: histone H3K36 demethylase activity; histone H3K4 demethylase activity. The record is from RefSeq and is a predicted model, not a curated record.
UCAUAAGUGUAAGGCGCUUUGGAUAAAAGCGUCAGCCAAACAGCAUAAAUGUAAAUUUUAUACAAAUAAUGGAACAAAAGCAGAAUGCAGAAAAUCUUAAGAUACAAAGCAGUUGAAAUUUGGAAAAUGGACGAAUGCAUUGAUAAACCGUUGAGGAAAAAAAAACCAAAAAAAAAAAACCUUGUGAGCGUUAGAGUACUGUGAAAUUUUGCGAAAACUUUCGAGGGGUCAUUAUCAAGAAUAACGAACAGUAGCGAAGACGUUUGUUUCUAGUCGGAGGUAUAGCAGUGUAACACUCCAGUUUCACGUGGGUCCCUGCACAGUUCAAAAUGCCGAAGAAGGGGAGGUCGGCGACGUCCAGUCCUGAGCAGGAGAGGAAGAGUGCUGCGUCUGCUAAGCAAAGAAAGACAGACUGCAACAGCUCUGCCGGUCCUCUGUGCUACGACUCUCCAGCCGGCCUGUUCCACAGUCUGAUCGCCCCUGUGGCAGUAGAAGAGUUCUUUCAGCAGUACUGGGAGAAGAAACCCCUGCUUCUCCAAAGAUCAGAGCCAGCAGUAACCGCCUUCUACCAGUCCCUCUUCCGGCUGUCUGAGCUUAAGCAGUUGUGCACCCUCGGGCUGGAGUACACGCGAGACCUCAACCUGUGCCGAUGCGUAAACGGCAAGAAGAAAGUGAUGAAUAAAGAGGGACGAGUGAAUUACAACCAGCUGAGGAAGGACUUCGAUCAGAGGAGAGCCACUAUACAGUUCCACCAGCCGCAGAGGUUUAAGGAUGAGCUGUGGCAUAUCCAGGAGCAGCUGGAGUGUUUCUUUGGGUCACUGGUGGGCUCUAACGUCUACAUUACGCCUCCCGAGUCUCAGGGUCUGCCGCCGCAUUAUGAUGAUGUGGAGGUGUUCAUUCUGCAGUUGGAAGGGCAGAAACGCUGGCGGUUGUAUGAGCCCACCAUCCCUCUGGCCCGCGAAUACAGCCUAGAGCCAGAGGACCGCAUUGGCCGGCCCACUCACGACAUCAUACUGAAGGCAGGGGAUCUGCUCUACUUUCCCAGAGGAACCAUCCACCAGGCAGACACACCUGCAGGAGCAGAGCAUUCAACACAUCUCACACUCAGCACCUAUCAGAACACGUCAUGGGGUGACUUCUUAUUAGAUGUGUUGCCCGGUUUCCUGUUCGACUCCAUGAAGACGGACAUUAAUCUGCGUCAUGGCCUUCCCAGAAACCUCCUCAGUUCUUCAGGUGUGAGUGCAGAGGUCAAUAAGCAGGUGUGUGUGUUUCUGAGAGGGCUAGCUGAGCGUCUAGAACACGGGAAGCAGGAGCUGCGUUCUUCUGAGAUGAGGAGAGACUUCAUCUCCAGCAGACUCCCUCCUUACUGCAUACGGGAGGAAGACCUCACUCCAGUUGGGAAAUUACCAACGCUGGAGGAUUCGGUGUGUGUGAGGUUCAAAGAGCACAUUCUCCUCACAGUGGAGCCCAGUCAGGACAACACAGAUGAAGCCACCGAGUUGGCAGUAUUUGUGUUGCACUCUCUAAAGAACAAGAGGGAGACGCACAUGAUGGGAACACGAGAUGAGGAGGAUGAUCAGGACGAUGAAGAGGAAACAUCACAGUUCCAGGGCCUGCGCUUCCCCAUAACGCAUCUCUCUGCGCUCAGACAGCUGCUGAGCGGAGAGCGCCUCCUGGUGGCUGAGCUGCCGCUGCAGCAGGACACGGACAAGCUGGGCCUGGUGCUGGGUUUGUGGACACAGGGUCUGCUGCAGGCCGGCUGAAUUCCGGGCCUGUGGCACCGGCGAUCCGGGUCUCAGCCCACAGCGCGCCUCCUCUCCACAAUCACGCUCAGAAGCCAAGAGAGAAAGGAAUGCACGCACCGGAGCUGUUGGAGUCCCAGGACGGGCUAAAGUUGGUAAGAGCCGCGGCAACGUUUGUGCUGAGGUUUGCAGUGUGACUGCCAUGAGGGAUGCACGCGUGGGACACAGUAGAGGUAUUCUUCUGCUACAGAAUGUGCUGUUGUGCUGUGAUGCUGCACGCAAGCUGAGCGAACGUGCAGUCAGGAUCCUCUCAGUACCAUUGUUGGGACUUCUGCUGCUCUAUUGUUUCAUGUUUGCCUUGCUCGCUCACACACACACACACACACACACAGGCUCACACCUUUGAUCCUAAUCUCUGACUCCAAGCCAUGUAAUAAGAAUAUGCGUGUGAUUCAUAGUCUCUGAUAUGUCAAACACUUUAAAUAAAGGGCAGGAAGUUCUACGUGUGGAUCAGUUUGGCUAAAGGCUUAAUAAAAGCACCUGCAUCUUGAA